AAAACACAGACUGUUGUGACUGUGUGAAGCUGCAGUUCGGUCGUGUGACCGCAGUGGCGCUGCUGCAGCAGUUAUACUGCCUCCAUGUGUUAUUUGCAUUUCAACUGCACUGGAGGACGAGGAGCUUUGAUUUACUGCGCCCGUCCAGCAGCCAGGCUGCAGUGCUGUAGCUCGCGGCUUUCAUCCUCUGGUUUGGAUGUUCGUGAUGCCCUGAUGAGGGAUAUAACCAGAGCUGGAGUAAGUCACUCUGGAUUAGACCUUCUGCUGACAGUUUCCACAGACUUUAAUCACAUAAUCACAGCACAGUGACUGAUACCAGUAUCUGUUUACAACUGACACAGUAUACACCACUGCAUGGAUCUCCACACCUGCCAAUGUCAUAGUCGUUUCUUUCUCAUAUGACUGAUUUAAAAGAAACAGCUGGUAGUUUAAAUUGUGAAUGAAAACACAAAUUCAUUUCACUGUAUGUGUACUGUAUAUAUGUUCCAGACCACUCUGUAAAGUGCAUUUCCUCAAAGCUCCCUUGGUAAUGGAGUUCAACUUUACUUGUAAUGUUUGGUUUCCUCAACCUGUGGCAAGAAAUAUGUAAAUAUUAGACAAAUAAGAUAAAAUUAACCAAGAGAUAAACCGUCGUAGAGUUAAACAAAAGAUAACUGAAAGUUGGUUGAAAAAAAUGUAAAAUGUUACUUAGCAAAAAAUAGCUAAAAUAAACAAAAAGAGAACUAACUAGUAAGCCUAAAUGAUAGAGCAAUAAACGUUAGCCAAAAAUAUACAAGGUUUAGAAGAUAAACAUGUUACAACCCUGACAAAGAAUAAAAUAGACAAAAGGGACAAAAUAGACUGAAAUAAAUACAUUUAAGUAAAAACAACUGCCAAAAUAACUACAGAAAGCUAAAGGGUCUAAAUAAAGUUCUGAACUUGUAAUACGAUCACACCAAUUGAAUUCACUAUUAUAUUUGCAGUUAAACAUAAUAAAUACAAACGCACAAUGAAGCAUAUUAGUACAACACAGAAGCCAUGAGUAAAUGAUUGAAUGGAACAUUCAUUUCAAAAUGGUAUUUCAGCCAAACAUUCAGCAAUGAAUAAAAGCUGAAUAAUUUUCGUUUUCGGAUAAUGUUAUGCAUUUUCAAUAUAGAUAUCUACUAUGUAAUAUUUAUAAAGAGAAGGAUUUAGUAUCAAUAACCCAUAUCCCACCCACCGUGUACUAUUGUCUUCGACCUGUGAAGAACACGUACUGCAGAGGGGUGUGGGAGGUGGUCCGCGCCACAUAAAAAAUCUGUUAUUGACUUUAACAACGCAUAUAUGUCAGUGGUUUUAUAUUCACUCUUAGCGUUUAUGUAUCAUCAAAAAUAAAUAAUGUAUUUGUCUUAGCCGUAGCGCAAAGAGGGUCAUUUAGUCAGACUUGCCCCCCCUCACUGCGGUUAUGUUGGUACUGUCCGUAUUAUGAAGCGGUACUGUCCCUCUCUCCGCACUUCAGCGUAGACCCACGUCCACUCCUUCCAAGUGUCGGCGUGUGUUUCCUCUUCAACGACCGUGAGAAACAGGGAUGCUGGCGGGGGAACCAUGAAGCCCCUGCGUCUCUCACUACACCAACAGGAAACAAACACGGGAGCCGCCGCCGCAGCAGCAGGAGAAACUAACGGUCGUCUGACAGGUGCCGUCGCCCGGCUCUGCACCCACAGAGAUGCCACCCGUCCAGAGAACCAUGUCUGAUCUUCGUACUCGGGCAGAGGGAUACGAAAAGACUGAGGACACUUCAGAGAAAACGUCCUUAGCUGACCAGGAAGAUGCCCGACUCAUAUACCUCAACCAGCCCCAGUUCACAAAGUUCUGCACCAACAGAGUCAGCACGGCUAAAUAUAAUGUCCUCACCUUCCUUCCACGGUUCCUCUACUCCCAGUUCAGAAGAGCAGCCAAUGCCUUCUUCCUCUUCAUCGCACUCCUGCAGCAAAUCCCAGACGUGUCUCCAACUGGUCGUUGGACCACCUUAGUACCGCUGCUCUUCAUUCUGGUGGUUGCUGCAGUUAAGGAAGUCAUUGAGGAUCUGAAACGUCACAAGGCUGACAAUGUUGUCAACAAAAAGGAAUGCCAAGUUCUGAGGAACCGAGCCUGGGAAAUUGUGCACUGGGAGAAGGUGGCUGUUGGGGAAGUAGUCAGAGCUGCAAACGGGGAUCACCUCCCGGCUGACCUCGUCAUUCUGUCGUCCAGUGAACCACAGGGAAUGUGCUACAUUGAAACCUCAAACCUUGAUGGAGAAACAAACCUGAAAAUUAGACAGGGUCUCCCCCUGACUGCAGAAAUCAAGGACAUCGAUGGUCUGGUCCAUCUCUCUGGGAAGAUGGAGUGUGAAAGUCCAAAUCGUCAUCUGUACGAGUUUGUGGGCAACAUUCGGUUGGAUGGACAAAGCACUGUACCACUGGGCCCAGACCAGAUCUUGCUGAGAGGAGCUCAGCUGAGGAACACUCAGUGGGUCCACGGUGUGGUGGUUUACACUGGGCACGACACCAAGCUCAUGCAGAAUUCCACUCGGCCCCCUCUGAAGCUCUCCAACGUGGAGCGCAUCACCAACUUCCAGAUCUUGGUGCUGUUUGGCUGCCUGCUGGCCAUCUCUCUGGUCUGCUCCAUUGGUCAAACCAUCUGGAAGUACCAGUACGGGAAUGACGCCUGGUACAUGGACCUGAACUCUCCAGAUGGAGGAGCUGCUAACUUCGGCCUGAACUUUCUCACCUUCAUCAUUCUCUUCAACAACCUGAUCCCCAUCAGUCUCCUGGUCACACUGGAGGUCAUCAAGUUCAUCCAGGCGUUUUUCAUCAACUGGGACACGGAUAUGCACUACGAGCCCACGAACACUCCAGCCAUGGCUCGGACCUCUAACCUCAAUGAAGAACUGGGCCAGGUGAAAUACAUUUUCUCUGACAAGACCGGAACUCUGACCUGCAACGUCAUGCAGUUCAAGAAGUGCACCAUCGCCGGGGUGGCUUAUGGUCACGUCUCUGAUGCAGAGGAGGCUAGUUAUACUGAGGACGACUGCCACAGCGCACACUCAUCAGAGGAAGCGGGAUUUAACGACCCCAGCUUACAGGAAAACCUCCAAAGUAAUCAUCCCACCGCUGCUGUCAUCCUGGAGUUCAUGACCAUGAUGGCCAUCUGUCACACCGCAGUCCCUGAAAGAACGGAGGGAAAAAUCAGCUACCAGGCCGCAUCGCCAGAUGAAGGAGCUCUGGUGAGAGCAGCGAGGAACCUGGGAUUUGUGUUUUCUGGAAGAACUCCUGACAGUGUCUUUGUGGAAAUACUGGGAACAGAGGAGAAGUACAGACUUCUUCAUGUGCUAGAGUUCACAAGUGUGAGGAAGAGGAUGUCAGUCAUCAUGAGAACUCCUUCUGGGAAGAUCCGUCUCUACUGUAAAGGAGCUGACACGGUGAUCUAUGAUCGUCUGGCCGACAGCUCCAGGUACAAGGAGAUCACACUCAAGCACCUGGAGCAGUUCGCUACCGAGGGACUGAGGACUCUGUGCUUUGCCGUGGCUGACAUCAGUGAGUCGUCCUAUCAGCAGUGGCAGGAGAUUUACCACAGAGCCAGCACCUCACUGCAGAACCGAGCCCUGAAAAUGGAGGAGAGCUACGAGUUGAUCGAAAAGAACCUGCAACUCCUGGGGGCCACGGCCAUCGAGGACAAGCUCCAGGACAAAGUUCCAGAGACGAUAGAAACCCUGAUGAAGGCCGACAUCAAGAUCUGGAUCCUGACUGGAGACAAACAGGAAACAGCCAUCAAUAUUGGUCAUUCCUGCAAACUGCUGACCAAGAACAUGGGCAUGCUGGUCCUCAAUGAAGACACUCUUGAUGGAACCAGGGAACUACUGAGCCAUCACUGUGGAAUGCUGGGAGAUGCCCUCUACAAGGAGAACGACUUUGCUCUGAUUAUCGAUGGAAAGACUCUGAAAUACGCUCUGUCGUUCGGUGUGAGGCAGUACUUCCUGGACCUGGCUCUCUCAUGUAAAGCUGUCAUUUGCUGCAGAGUGUCUCCUCUUCAAAAGUCGGACGUGGUGGAGAUGGUCAAGAAGCAGGUGAAGGUCAUUACUCUGGCCAUCGGUGACGGCGCUAACGAUGUGGGGAUGAUCCAGACGGCUCAUGUCGGAGUGGGAAUCUCAGGCAAUGAAGGCCUGCAGGCGGCGAACUCGUCGGACUACUCCAUCGCUCAGUUCAAGUACCUGAAGAAUCUGCUCCUCGUCCACGGAGCGUGGAAUUACAACCGUGUGGCCAAGUGUAUCCUGUACUGCUUCUACAAGAACAUCGUCCUCUACAUCAUUGAGAUCUGGUUUGCCUUUGUCAAUGGCUUCUCUGGUCAGAUUCUGUUUGAACGGUGGUGCAUCGGCCUGUACAAUGUGCUCUUCACAGCCCUCCCUCCUCUCACUCUGGGAAUAUUCGAACGUUCCUGCAGGAAGGAGAAUAUGCUGAAAUAUCCCGAACUGUACAAAACCUCCCAGAAUGCCAUGGGUUUCAACACCAAGGUCUUCUGGGCCCAUUGUCUGAACGGCCUCUUCCAUUCUGUCAUUCUCUUCUGGUUCCCUCUUCAGGCCUUCCGACACGAUACAGUCUUUGGCAACGGCAGAACCCCCGACUAUCUGCUCUUAGGCAACAUGGUUUACACAUUCGUCGUCAUCACAGUUUGUCUAAAAGCUGGUCUUGAAACUUCAUCGUGGACUAUGUUCAGUCACAUUGCCAUAUGGGGCAGCAUUGGUCUGUGGGUGGUUUUCUUCAUUAUUUAUUCCUCGCUGUGGCCGCUCAUCCCUCUGGCUCCAGACAUGUCAGGAGAGGCUAGCAUGAUGUUUAGCUCCGGCAUCUUCUGGACGGGCCUGGUCUUCAUCCCCAUCACCUCUCUGGUCUUUGACGUGGCCUACAAAGUGGUGAAGAAGGUGUGUUUCAAGACUCUGGUGGAUGAAGUCCAGGAGCUGGAGGCCUUGUCCAAAGACCCUGGAGCCGUGGUGCACGGAAAGAGUCUGACAGAGAGAGCUCAGCUCCUGAAGAACGUCUUCAAGAAGAGUACAGUCAGUUUGUACCGCUCCGAGUCCAUGCAGCAGAACCUCCUCCACGGCUACGCCUUCUCUCAAGACGAGAACGGAGUGGUGUCUCAGUCCGAGGUAAUCAGAGCCUACGACACCACCAAGCAGAGAACCAGCGAGUGGUGAGCCCACGGCUCCUCCUCCUUCACUGGCCAAUCAGAAGCCACAGUGGCCGUUUAACAGUGGUGAUGUUUGAAUCUAAAGUGAAGUGAAGCGCAAGGUGCUGGAGGAUGUGGCUCCAGCUUUGAUGGAGGAUUUUGGGACAUGAUUGUGAAAAAGGACAGAGGAAAGUGAUGUUUAAUUAAGCUGAAGAAAAAUGUCUAAGGUAAGAACGGUGAGGAACAAAAAGAACCUUCACUCUCACUAUCAGCUGUAAUCGUGUUUCCAGACAUAACAAGCACUGUGCUUUUUUUUUUUUUUUUGCUUUUUUUUUUAAGCAGUCUGAAUUUCUCCACUCUUCUGUCAAUGUCAACGAAAACCGAUCACCCAACACUGAGCCGAAAAUCACUUCAAAAUCUAAACCAAACACUGGUAUAAAUGUCAAAAGCACUGGCUCAAGAUUUGAUUUUUUAGAUUUGGAAUUGUGAGAGAGAGAUUGCCAAAGAGCAGUUGUGAAUACAAUCUUUUACCUAUUUGUGAAUUAGACAAAAAACUCUCCACCAAAAACAAUCUCCCUCCUGAUUCAGUUCCAGCUCUGCCUGGACCUCUUCGCACGAGACCUGUCUUUCAUAUUCUUUAGUGUAAGGCCUUACAUUUCGCUCACGCCUCUCUUCAUAUUAUUUUCUAAGUUGAAGCUACGCUUCUGUCGUCGUAUGUAGAUAUCGUGCCUGGUGUCGUUUCGUUUCGAACACUUCUCGGUAGGAAUCGCCUCUGGUCGUACACUGUAGCCCUGUUUAUGUUAGCGUUUCCGCGCCGAACUGUCACUCCUGAGGAACAACAGCAUUCCACACUUCACUUCAUCUCCGAUCUCACGAGGUGCCUACGUACAACUCUUCCCUCAUAGAUGAAAAACUUAGCCAAGAAUUGUUUAUCCAGCUUUAGCUUAGAAUAGCGCUAACACAUACACACACACACACACACACACCUCUGUAGCUGUGAGGAACUUCUAGAUUGUAUGUAAAGAAAGAGACAUUUCCUCCAGGUCUCACAUUUGAAGAGACCUGUAGUUUUUAUUCACAACCAGUAAGGCAGUCUCCAAAAAGUUGUGGUGCCUUCUCUGUCCUAGGAAAAAGGGACCGUGCGAUCGAUGUUAUCCCUGUGAUUGCCCUUAAAUUAUCACAAAAAUUGACAGUUAUCAAGGAAUAAACCUUUGUUUUAAUUGGCCAAAACAUGAAACAGUCAAAAUUUAAAGUUAAAAUUCAUGCAGUGUACAUAAUGAUGCCGGAAAACGAUGAGAUGUAGCAGAAAGGGAAAUUAGUAAAUCCAUGGUUCAAAUAUGUUCUCAAAAAGGGAUAAACCAUGAAGACAGAACCUCUGUCUC
Molecule: messenger RNA, 6539 nt
Organism: Cynoglossus semilaevis (tongue sole)
Lineage: Eukaryota; Metazoa; Chordata; Actinopteri; Pleuronectiformes; Cynoglossidae
Gene: atp8a1
Product: ATPase phospholipid transporting 8A1
Exons: 39
Coding region: 1685-5185 (1166 amino acids)
Biological process (GO): phospholipid translocation
Cellular component (GO): trans-Golgi network; plasma membrane
Molecular function (GO): magnesium ion binding; ATP hydrolysis activity; ATPase-coupled intramembrane lipid carrier activity
Source: RefSeq, a predicted model, not a curated record